This is a messenger RNA of Trachymyrmex cornetzi, 1706 nucleotides long. Its product is annotated as saccharopine dehydrogenase-like oxidoreductase. Gene Ontology annotation, biological process: glycolipid biosynthetic process. The record is from RefSeq and is a predicted model, not a curated record. The transcript is spliced from 8 exons. NCBI's taxonomy places the organism in Eukaryota, Metazoa, Arthropoda, Insecta, Hymenoptera, Formicidae. Gene Ontology annotation, cellular component: plasma membrane; lipid droplet; mitochondrion. The coding region runs from base 420 to 1685 and encodes 421 amino acids.
AUGACGACGUGCUCGCAGCGCUGACAAACAAUUUUGGAACACAGCCCAAGCAGUAGCAUUGGAAGCAAUUGGAAAUAAGGUGGAAGUGGAAACCUGCGAUGUAUUAAUGACGUCAUACGUGCUGUUGGGACACAUUUGAAGCGUCAUGUGGACCGGUUAAAACAACGCUCCAAACGAUUCGAAGCAUUUGUAGCGCCAAGUGGACCGCACCCUAUAUGUAACUUCGGCGUGGUUAAACAGUUGACACAUGUCAAAACGGCGAUCUAUAUUACAGUUGCAUGCACAGUAAUUUAAAAAACUGUAUUUCCACAUGAAAUACAAAUUUUUCUACCACUUUUUAUAAAAAUUUGGCAACUUAUAAAAAUAUCGUAAAAUUCAACAGUGGUCAUAAUAAUGUGGCCAGGGACUAUUACAGAAAAAUGGCAAAUGAUCGUUUAGAUAUGGUAAUAUUUGGCGCCACUGGACAUACUGGAAAAUAUGUAGUGAAAAAUGCAACUCAUAUGUAUAAGGAUCAGAAAAUGAAGUUCGGUAUUGCUGGUCGUAGGAAAGAAGCUUUAGACGCAGUUGUUAAGGAAUUUGCCUCAGAUAUUGUGGAUGUGCCUGUUAUUCUGGCUGAUGUAAAAGAUGAAGAAUCUCUUAAGAAAAUGACAGAGCGAGCAAAGAUACUUGUCAAUUGUUGUGGUCCAUAUAGAUUUUAUGGAGAAUCCGUUAUCAAAACAUGCAUUGCUACUCGUACUCAUUAUGUUGAUGUCACUGCUGAAGAACAGUUUAUGAUUGAAAUGGAAUUAAAAUAUAACGAAGCAGCAAAAGAAGCUGGCGUCUACAUAGUAAGCGCUUGCGGCUUGGACUGUAUUCCUAGUGAGUUGGGAGUUAUUUUCACGCAACACAAAUUUGAAGGAGAAAUGAAUGCUAUUGAAAUAUACAUGAGCGCAUGGUUAAGCCCUACUGACAAGAUAGGUCCGAUUUGCAAUUAUGGAACUUGGGUAACUUUUGUACACAAUCUGGCUCAUGCAAAAGAACUACCUGCAUUACGCAAAAAAUUAUAUCCUAUCAAGUUGCCUGAAUUCGUACCGAAAUUAAAAUCAAGAAGUAUACUGCACCGAAGCGAUGUUUCUGAAGGAUGGUCCUUACCAUUUCCGAGUAUCGAUCGUUCAGUAGCUCUUCGUACACAGCGAUUCUUAUAUGAGAAGCAUAAAGAGAGACCUGCGCAAGUUCAAUUUUAUGUUACAUUGAAAUAUUUCUUCGAAUUCCUGAUGAUGGCCACUAUCGCUAUGUUUAUGUUCGUUUUGUCUCGCACAGCAUGCGGUCGUAAUUUACUUCUAAAAUACCCGACUCUGUUUUCACUUGGUAUCGUAAGUUCGAAUCUGGAAAUGCUGAAACCAACAUAUUUUUCUGUUACGUUUAAUGCUAGUGGAUGGACUGAAAAAUUGGCUGAACCUACCGAUAAACACACAGAUCCACCUAAUAAAAAAGUAAUCACUAGAAUGUCUAGUGAUUCUCCCGGAUAUGAGUUAACUAGCAUCUCAAUGAUCUUAUCGGCAAUAACAAUCCUUAACGAAAUUGAUAAAAUGCCUGACAACGGAGGAGUACUUACUCCCGGUGCUGCAUUCGGUAAAACAUCUCUAAUCGAGAAAUUGAUAAAACAUAAUAUUAAAUUCGAGGUGAUAUCAUCUACGGAAAAAUAAAGAUAAGAAACAUUUUGACGC